AUGACCGGCGAAUAUCAGUUAAAGCUUUCGAAAAAUAGCACAAGUAUUUUCAGAGUUAGAAAUUAUGAGACACUUACUGACUCAGGACUCAAGGAGAGAUAUAGAUUUGUUUCUGCAACUGGGACUCUGACAAUCACCUCAGCACAGAUCAGUGACUCUGGAUCAUACACCAUAGAGACCUAUACCACAAGUGGGAUAAGCACUGGGAAAUGUACUUUCCAGCUGAUUAUUGCAGCUCCUGUGACCAUUCCUGUGGUUACACACUCGUGUGACGAUGACCUCAAGGCCACGGUCACAUGCUCCUCCAGUGGGUCCAGUCCUCAGUACAGCUGGUCUCUGGACGGUCGGCCUCUGAAUAAAGCAGAUGCUGAUUUCAUUAGCACGGUCCGACUGAAGAGAAAUGUGGUUGGAGAACUCAAAUGCACCGUCUCAAACAACGUCAACAGCGAGAGCAAAACGCACCAGCUGCCUAAUUGCCACGCAAAUAUCAAGACUGUGGCCAGCACUCCCUCUGUGACAACCGUGCACCCACCUCUCACCGAGACCACAGAGAAGAAGGGCGAAGCCUGGGACACAUUGCAAUCGUUCUUAUAUGUCCUCCUACCUUGUGCGGCAGGUUUGGGUCUUCUAAACUUUGUGAUGGUGAUUGCGUUUGUGUACAUGAGCACCAGAGAAAGAAGAAGCGGACCUCACAAGACAGAGGGUUAGAAAAAGUAAAGUGACUGCAAACCAA
Messenger RNA from Engraulis encrasicolus (European anchovy), 733 nucleotides. RefSeq lists its product as uncharacterized. NCBI's taxonomy places the organism in Eukaryota, Metazoa, Chordata, Actinopteri, Clupeiformes, Engraulidae. The record is from RefSeq and is a predicted model, not a curated record. The transcript has 4 exons. Bases 1 to 708 code for a protein of 235 amino acids.